AAUGAUCAUCUCAUGGAUACGGAUGGUUGUCGUAAUUGAUCCCCAGUUGUGAUAAUUUUGAGAACACCAAAUUUCUCCACACUUCGCUCGGUGCAAUGUCGAAGAAGUACAUUGUUCUUUUCGCACUUGUUCUCUCCGUCAAAUUCCUUCUGGGGCAUCAAGAGAUCGAGAAACCCACCGAAAAUGAUCUUGCGAGAGAAAGUGAAGAUUUGGCACUGAUUAGAAUUACAAUUCAAUCAAUGCAGAAUACAAUCGACAAUCUUAAUGGAAUUUUCAUGCACAACCUUGAGCCGAAACUCAUGGCGAUCUUCACCCAAGGAAACAAUUUGGAUUCCAACAUUAAAACAUUACAGGAAAAGACUCAGAAUUGGCACAUUUUGCAGCAUCACAUUGACGCAUGGUCAGAUCAUAUGAAGGCGAUGGAUAAGAAAAUUGAUUUGCUGAAGCAAAGCCAAGAUAAUGUUCCCUCAUUUGAGAAAAUUAUUGCAGAAUUUGACUUCAAAGUUAAUCAUAUCUUUGAAAAAGUGGACAUUCUAAAUGAGAAAAUGCAUGAAAUGCUCUCAAUUUUGUAUCAUUUCAAAAAUCCAAGUAUGAAGAGUGAUCCAAAUUUGGAAAGUAUAAUAAAAAAUCUAUCAAGAGUGGAGAAUCAGAUAAGAACUCUUGAGAGGCUUGUGAAGCAAAACGUGGCGUACAAUCCUAACAAAAACGUUUCUCAUUUCCCACAAGAACCACCUGAAAAUGUAGAUAUAAAAGAAAUGAAACAAAUCCUGCAGCAUUUGAAAAAUCUCAUGAAGAAGGUGGACAACAUCGCAAACGCUCUUGGCACAUUGUCCAGAAGCAUUUCGAAUGAGAUAAAUGAUGAAAAAUUGACUAAUGAGGAAAGAAACCAGAGUUUGAAGCAAUUAGAUGAGAAAUUGGAAGAUCAAAUCAGCAGUAUUCAGUCUGGUUUUGAUAGAUUCGAAGAGAUUCUGUACAAGAUCCAAAAAAUAAUUGAAGAUAAUCAUGCGGAUUUGAAAAAUUCGUGCAAAGAUAAGAACAUUACAGUGUCGGAAAACGAUAAGGCAGUUAAUAAUGAAUUUCGGCAAGCCUUUAAGGCUUCAUGCCAUGAAUUGGAAGUGAGAAAAAAUGGCGUUUAUCAUUUCGGUCUCUAUGAUCAGCCAAAUGAUAAUGGAAAGUUGUUCAACCGAAGAUUGUGUGAAUUUGCGACAACUGGACCAUCUUGGACUGUUAUUCAGAGGCGAGAAAAUUUUCCUAUCAAUGAAAACUUCAACAGAUCCUGGACAGACUACAAAUACGGAUUUGGUAGCUUGGAAGGUGAAUUCUGGUUUGGCAAUGAUUUUAUCCAUCAACUGACCAAUGAAGAGGAUCAGGAACUUCGUGUGGAACUUGAAGAUUUCGACGGUAAUUUCGUUUGGGCAGAAUAUCAAACAUUUUACGUGGGCCCUGAGGAUUCACUCUAUCGCUUGGAGAUCAAUGCUUACCGUGGAAUUGUCCCAGACUCCCUUCUAUAUCACAAUCUUCAGUAUUUCAGCACUUACGACAGGGAUAAUGACAAGAGCAAUGCAAAUCUUAUUCCCUGCGCUCUGUCAUUUGGAAGCGGUUGGUGGUUUCGUGGCUGCGGAGAAUCUAAUCUCAAUGGAAAGUACUUUAAGGAUCCGAGGAUUGGAAAGUUUACGGGCAUCCUCUGGGAACAUUGGUUGGGAAAUUACUCUCUGAAGUCUUCAAAGAUGCUUAUUAGACCUCGUCAGCAAAAAUGGGAAGACGAAAAUGUGGCCAACAAGACGAAUAAUUCUGAAGAAGAUCCCUAGAUUGUGCAAGUUUCGAAUCAUUACAUCUCAAUAUUGCUUAUUUUAUAAUAAUUUAUUGUACUGCAUUAUUCUUUUUGAGAAAAGAAGUCAAUAAAACGAAAAGU
Phlebotomus argentipes is the source of this 1912-nucleotide messenger RNA. Its product is annotated as angiopoietin-related protein 7-like. The coding region runs from base 96 to 1808 and encodes 570 amino acids. Lineage: Eukaryota; Metazoa; Arthropoda; Insecta; Diptera; Psychodidae. The record is from RefSeq and is a predicted model, not a curated record. The transcript has 3 exons.